Arachis ipaensis is the source of this 501-nucleotide messenger RNA. Lineage: Eukaryota; Viridiplantae; Streptophyta; Magnoliopsida; Fabales; Fabaceae. The record is from RefSeq and is a predicted model, not a curated record.
AUGACCGGUCUUGAUCUUAUCUUGGGUUUGGACUGGUUAUCUAAGAACCAUGUUCUGCUCGACUGUUCUGCAAAAUCGGUGUACUUUAUACCGGAAGAUAAAGAAGGUCCAGUUGUGUUGAAUAGUUAUUACUUGAACUCUAUGAUGGUGAAUUGUUCUAGAACCGAAUGUCAGGAUAUUUUGUUGUUAACUGUGGGUGUUUCGGGUGAUGAUCAAAGAUUGGAGCAGAUUCCGAUUGUGUGUGAGUUUCCGGAGGUGUUUCCUGACAAUAUUGAUGAGUUUCCACCUAACCAAGAGGUUGAGUUUGCUAUUGAGCUGUUGAGACCUCAUGAAGCUAAUUACCCUAUGCACGAUUUGGAACUUGCUGCAGUUGUGUUUGCCUUGAAGAUCUCAAGCGACUUUAAAUCCGAACUCCUAAAGGCUCAUGAAAACGAUGACGUGUUACCGAAAGUGUUGCCAGCUAUUGAGCAAGGAAAGCGGUGGAGAGUGUCAGAGGAUUAG